Molecule: messenger RNA, 2773 nt
Organism: Daphnia pulicaria
Lineage: Eukaryota; Metazoa; Arthropoda; Branchiopoda; Diplostraca; Daphniidae
Product: mucin-12-like
Exons: 3
Coding region: 1310-2626 (438 amino acids)
Cellular component (GO): extracellular matrix
Source: RefSeq, a predicted model, not a curated record
AAUGUAUGACGAAACUCCCAUUACAGGACGUAUGAUGUUUUGUCAAUGUGAGUUAUAAAAUCCUAUGAUUACACUAGACUAUAGUGAUGGCCAAAAUAAGAUAAGAAAUCUCAAUUUUAUCUUUUUUAACUGCCAUUAAAAGGCAAAACAUUAUAAAAAACGGGGUGGAUAAGGCUAAAACACAAUACUUAUACGUAUUUUUGUUUAAAAGGAUUAUACAUUCAAGCGUAUGCAUCAAACACGUUCGUCUAGCGUUAGAUGGAAGCACACUUUGUGAAACUUUUAAGGCGCGAUAAAAACUAUACAUGAAUGAUAGUAGCCUAUAGCUGAUUAUCGUUGAUUAAAUUAAUUCGUUGAUCAAUUAUUAAAUAAUAUAGAAUUAUUCGUAACCACAUCUGUGGCUAUGAAUGAAUGAAAUUUUAAAAAAUAUGGGCGAUUUUCCAAUGCGGAUGAAAUCAUAAUAGGAAACUCAGCUAAUGGAAAAAACACGAUUCUAUUCUUUAAAUACAAUCGAAAUGGUUAAACCGGUUAAACUAUAUAAAAGCAUAACGGGAAAAUGUUGGGUAUCUUGCUUGUAUAUCUGUAGUGAUAAAUGACGUCGUCUUCUCUACACUGGAAGACUGGAUUAAACAUUCUUUUCGUCUGAAAAAUUAACAUAUCUGCUAGACUCAAAGGGGAAAAUUUUCGCAAACAUUUUCUCUUUGUGAAUUUAGUCCAGCAAAAAUAUCGUUAAGACGUUGUGGCAAUAAGUUAUAGUCUCGACAUAAAUUUUUUUUUUGAAUACAUAUAUAUUUUUAAUGGCCCAUUAAACUAGUACCGAAUAAAUCCACUCCAUAAAGUCUUGAUGUUAGCUGUUGUUUAUGUAGCAGUUGCCUAUAACAGUAUAAGGAGAAAAUACAUUUUUCUAGAGAUAAAUGGUUGUUAGAAAGCUAGUUUAAACCUGAAAGCACUAGCCAUUUUAAUUGACGAAAGUCAAAUGUUUGUGAUCUGGAGAAAGUUUAAUCAAAGGAAGACGGGCAAGUAAAUCGACUUUCGCUUCAGCGACGAUAGGCAAAAAAAUGUCACCGGGCCAUCCCCAGUUUUUCCGGACGCUUUUUUAAUUUACGGAAUCCGUAUAAAAAAUUGAUUGAUAGUAGAAACAAACCGGUAGGGAUAACAGUCCCUACAAAUGUCAUAAUAGCGCUGACAGGAGAAAACUGGCCAUCCUAACUGUUUGAUGUAUAAGUUCUUGUUGAUCAUAAAAAAGCAAAGGCCUGUUAUGUGAUAGAAUCAUUCUUGUUGCGAACAUUCUCCUAUCAACAUCCUCAACAUGAAGUAUUUCCAGGUAGGCCUGACUCUACUUACAAUCACUAUCUUCUCCUCAACACCCACGCCAAUCAAAAGCCCCAAAAUAUCUUUUCUUACUCGAAACAGAGGGGAUCGACGCACAGAGGAAACUACCACGAUCAAAACGUACCAACCGAAAUACAAAACUUUAUUUUAUUUUAGACAAUUGUUGCCGAAUUCGACAUUUUCGACGAUUCCAGCCGAAACAUCACAUAAGCCUAUUCCCUCCUUAGUAGAAGAGCUUUCUACCGAUCCAUCAUUUAUUGUUUCUUCCGUUGUAGAACCAUCAGUGACCUCCUUUUCCGAAUCUACUCAUUCCCAACAAUUUCCUUCCUCAUUUUCUGGAUCAGUAGAUUCAUUUUAUCCUAUAUUCUCUUCUUUCGACUCAACCUCAUCUAUUCCUGACUCAGUUUCCUCAAUUGAUUCAACCACACCCAGUUCUUUUUUGCCAUUCAAACCGACUUCUUCUUCCAAAUUCAAUAUGCCGAAUCUUCUCCGCCCUUCGAACUCGAUGACCAAUUUUUUCAAAUCUUUGGCGCGCAGCCCCAAAGCAUCGCUGACUCCAUCCUCCACUAUCAAUCCUGGUGCACUUUCCGUCAUGAUGAAGCCUCCAUCUUCCGUAAUGAAACCACCAUCCCCCGUCUCAUUUUCUUCCAGCAUCCCUCAACCUUUAGAUAAUUUUUCCUCUUUCAGUUCAUCUUCUUCGUUCCCCUCUCAAACAUCAAUUUCUGCUGCAGAAUCUACAUCCUCACUAUCUCUUGAAAUACCACCUCUUUCCACUUCAUCAGUAAACCCAUCGUUCUCCGAUUCGAAUUCUUCGCGUUUCCCCAAAGAUUUAGCUUCUUCUAUUUUCUCGUUAUCAACGACUGCUGGCUCGAUUUCUUCGCACGGCUCUACAAUAAUCGUGGCUGCUUCAAAUCCGUCUGAAGGUUCAUCAUCUCUUGCACGCAUCCCGAAAUCCCUUUCCACCGCUGUUUAUUCAUCAUCUUCUGACUCAUCCGUGAAUGGGGACUAUAACUUUUCUUAUCGCGUCAAUGAUACCAAACAAGACUUCGGUCACAGUGAACACCGCGUCGGAAACAACACCCAAGGAAGAUAUGACGUCGUCUUACCCGAUGGCCGGCGCCAGAUUGUCGACUAUCAGAUACUCAAUGCCAGUUAUUUUGCCGAUGUCUCAUACGUUGGAGAGACUACAAAUCGAGCUGCAAAUUUCGAACCAGCCAGCACAACGAGCACAACAUCAGUUGCAUCUUUAGUAACAAAUGCAAAAAUCGAAGAAAAUAUGGAUUUUCCCAUUUAGUCAAUUUAACGAUCUAGCCUAUAGCUCUCUUAUUUUUUUUUUUUUUCUGAAUGAUAAACAUUGUGUUCUUCAAUUGAAGCAUUCCAAAUUGAUUUUGGAAAAUGCACAAAUUGAGUUUUUCUAAUAAAAGGAAGUUUUUACACCAGA